Messenger RNA from Impatiens glandulifera, 4325 nucleotides. RefSeq lists its product as uncharacterized. Gene Ontology annotation, molecular function: protein binding; ATP binding; protein kinase activity. Gene Ontology annotation, cellular component: cytoplasm. Lineage: Eukaryota; Viridiplantae; Streptophyta; Magnoliopsida; Ericales; Balsaminaceae. The record is from RefSeq and is a predicted model, not a curated record. Bases 469 to 4092 code for a protein of 1207 amino acids. Gene Ontology annotation, biological process: signal transduction; protein phosphorylation. The transcript has 9 exons.
GAAGGAAGGAGAUGAUUAUGUGAGUGAGUCACGAGUGGAGAAGAGCGAGAGAGGGUUGAAGUCUUCGUUUUUAUUUCUGGGUCUUCAUUGCCAAAGUAUGAAGCGUGCAGAAAUUAUAUGUUAAAGACCCAUCAAGCGAGACUCGAGAGAGGUAGAUAGAACCAAUUAACUUCACUGGUUACUCAGCUGCAAGACAAUGGCGGACUUACUAAGGAGACUUGUGUUGCCCUUCUUCUCAACCUAAACCAUAUGCCCACUUCCUCAGAUUGAAGGAAAAUAAAAUACUCAGUCGGUAUACUGAUGAAUGUGGAACUCUUCAGUUAGACAACAAAUAUUGUCAGCAUAUUCAACUACUAGAAAGGUUUCUACUUUGCACUACAGAAAAUGAGUGGAUAUGUUAGUCUCUCUCUGUGAAAAUUUCCUGAAUUGAAGUGACAUAGAACGGGAAGUAAAUCUGAUAGCUACAUCAUGGAGCAGCCUAAUGCUCAUGGCCUGCUUCAGUAUGAAUUAGCCAAGCCUGGGCAAGAGAACAACGAUGCUUCAUCAAGGGGUUUCAUGAUAAGCCAUUCAAAUUCUACAGAUUCUAAUAAGAAACCUCCGGAGCUGAAUUUCACUGAUGUUAAACCAGUACUAAAUUAUUCAAUCCAGACAGGUGAGGAAUUUGCACUUGAGUUUAUGAUGGACCGGGUGAAUCCUAGGAAACCGUUUGUUCCAAAUACACCUGCUGAUCCCAGUGUUCCCAUCCAUACCACGAGCUACAUGGAACUUAAAGGCAUCCUUGGUAUCAGUCAUACUGGGUCUGAAAGUGGAUCAGAUGUUUCAAUGCUCAGUAUUGUAGAAAGAGGACAAAAGGAGUUUGAGCGAAAGAAUUCAUCUUUAGCUGAAGACAGAAGUGCACAUGGAUCUGCCCAACCUUCACUGCGCACAUCAUCAGACUACAAUAGCAAUAGUUUGACCUUUCACGUGUAUCCUUCAUCGGGAACAUCUGAUAGUUCAUCAACAAGGAUUAAGGUUCUGUGCAGUUUUGGUGGUCGAAUCCUUCCUCGUCCAAGUGACUGUAAACUUAGGUAUGUAGGAGGUGAAACCCGUAUUCUCUCUAUUAACAAGGACAUAAGCUGGCAGGAGCUUUGGCAGAAAAUUAUAGUUAUUUAUAACCAAACCCAUGCAAUUAAAUAUCAGCUUCCUGGGGAGGAUCUUGAUGCAUUGGUAUCUGUCUCCUGUGAUGAGGAUCUUCAGAAUAUGAUUGAGGAAUGUCACAUCUUAGGCUAUGGAGAAGGGUCAAAGAAACUAAGAAUGUUUUUACUGUCUGUAACUGAUCUAGAAGAUGCUCAUUUUAGUUUGGGAAGUAGUGAUGCUGAUUCUGAGAUUCAAUAUGUUGUUGCCGUCAAUUGCUUGGAUACAGGAUCAAGGAAGAGCUCGAAUUUGCACGGAAUGGCCAGCACUUCAGGCAAUAACUUAAGCAUGUUAGACAUCAACCCAAGUGUUGAGAGGGAAACAAAUAGAGCUAGAAAUGACUUGGUAUUUGGAAAUCAAGCUUUAAGCACAGGCAUAGUCUCAUUGUCAACAAUUCAACCACCUCAACCAAUUGUAGCAACUGCCUCUGUACCUUACGAGCCUUCACAGUUUCAUAAUAGUCACAUUUUGCAUCAUGUAGAAGCAAAGCCGUAUCCUGGUCACUAUGCUCAUGAACUUCAUGAUAAUUACAUUCCUUUCAGUAUGGGCCCUGUUCCUCUCCCCCCUCAUGGAAUCUCAGUUCAUCCAGGAGAAUUAAUUAUGUCCAGAGUGAAGAGUGAUGGUUCAAUCCAGCAGGAGUUUGGGAAUGAUUUUACACAACCUUCCAUAAAUAACUAUGUUGGGCAGGCAGAGGCUUUUGUUGGAAAAUUCACAGAUCCUUUUCCUGGUAAAGAACCAUUGCCUCAUUUCUCAGAACUAGAAGGUAAAUUUUUAUUGUCAUCAAAGAACGAUGAAAUACACCAUGUUCCUGUAUCUUCAACAUCUGUCAAUGUUAAUGAACCCCAGGUCCUUAAAUCUCAUGACAAUUCAUGUCAGGCUACUUCUGAAUGUGCCAACUCUGAGUCUGACCCACUAGAUUUGAGUUACCUUGCCCCCCCCACUGUACCUUCUCAAAGGACAUUUUUCUCUGAAAGAGCCCCCCGUGAGCAAGCAGAGUUACUAAGCAGGCUAUCAAAGUCGGAUGAUUCACUUGGUUCUCAAUUGCUCUCUGGCCAUCCACAUUCUGGUGCAACAACAAAAGAUUUUAUUUCUGAUACACUUCAAAAGUUACAGAAUGAAAAUAUGGUCCUUCACACCGAGCAGCUUAUCUUGCCUCAAAAUCCAACUUUGGUAGAUCCGCAUGCUUUUACUGAUGGAAUGUCGCAGCUUCAUCCAUUAAAACAAGUGUUUUCAGAUGCAGAUAUUAAAGGUCCUAUAGACGAGGAUAUAAUACAUAAACCACAAAAUGAAACCACAGUAGAUAAAGAGAUGGAAAAGGACCUCUUGGUUAAUGGAAAAACUGAAAUUGGCGAUGGGGGAUUCUCUUCUGUAAACCAAGUGAUCGAUAUAAAGCACCAUGAAGAUGCCUUGCAUGGUCUUCCUGACAAGACUGAGAACAAUGCAAUUGCUGAUAAUACUGAAGGAGCUGCUCAGACAUCUUCUUGGAUGGAAAACACAACUAAGGAUGCCUAUCAAGAGGAUCCCAUUGUUGAGGUUUCCAAACCAGAAGGUGGAGAUAUCCUUAUUGAUAUCAAUGAUAGAUUCCCACGGGAUUUCCUUUCAGAUAUAUUCUCUAAGGCACUUCUUUCAGACAACUCCCCUGGUAUCAAUCAAUUGCAGAAUGAUGGAGCCGGUUUGAGCUUGAAUAUAGAAAAUCAGGAUCCUAAACGUUGGUCAUUUUUUAAGAAAAUAGCUGGAGAGGAAUUUACCCGGAGGGACGUUUCUCUUAUUGACCAAGAUCAAUAUGCUUAUCCACCGGGACUGUCAAAAGUUGAAGAAGAAGCUCCCCUUAGUUAUGAUUUUUCACAAUUUACGGCAGAUGUUUCUACAAUAAGCCAUGUGGAUGCCAAAAUCAAUUAUGGUGGAGGAGAUCACAAAGAAGUAGAUGCUACAUUGAUCUCAGAGAAUGCUGGUUUGAUUUCAGAUUAUAAUCCUUCCCUGGAUGGGAUCACGAGUUUUGGCCUAUCUCCCUUGGAUCCUUCUUUGGGAGAUAUUGAUAUCAGUACCUUGCAGAUAAUAAAGAAUGAAGAUCUUGAAGAACUAAGAGAACUUGGCUCUGGUACAUUUGGUACUGUAUAUCAUGGGAAAUGGAGAGGAACAGAUGUUGCCAUUAAGAGAAUAAAGAAGAGUUGCUUUACUGCUCGAUCGUCAGAGCAAGAGCGACUGACUGUAGAGUUCUGGAGGGAGGCUGAUAUUCUGUCAAAGCUUCACCAUCCCAAUGUCAUGGCAUUUUAUGGUGUAGUGCAAGAUGGACCAGGGGGAACACUUGCUACCGUGACAGAAUAUAUGGUUGAUGGUUCUUUGAGGCAUGUCUUGCUUCGUAAGGACAGGCAUCUUGAUCGGCGUAGAAAGCUCAUAAUUGCCAUGGAUGCAGCAUUUGGUAUGGAGUAUUUGCAUUCAAAAAACAUUGUGCACUUUGAUCUGAAGUGUGAAAACUUGCUUGUCAAUUUGAAAGAUCCUUCACGUCCCAUUUGCAAGGUAGGUGAUUUUGGCCUGUCAAAGAUUAAAAGAAAUACUUUGGUUUCUGGUGGAGUUAGAGGAACCCUUCCAUGGAUGGCUCCAGAGCUAUUGAAUGGUAGCAGUAAUAAGGUUUCUGAAAAGGUUGACGUCUUCUCAUUUGGUAUUGUCUUAUGGGAAAUUCUAACUGGGGAGGAGCCUUAUGCCAAUAUGCAUUAUGGUGCAAUAAUUGGAGGCAUAGUAAACAACACAUUGAGGCCAACUAUUCCAGGCUACUGCGACUCUGAAUGGGGACGGCUGAUGGAGCAGUGCUGGGCCCCAAGCCCAGAAGCUAGACCCUCAUUCACGGAAGUUACUGGACGUUUGCGUGUGUUGUCUGCUGCCUGCCAUUCCAAAGGACAGGUUCACAAGGCAUCGAGUUAAUGAGGAAAUUCAUUUUGUUUUGUUUAUCCAAUAUACAGGGUGUUGCAAUAUGUUGUUUAUUCAUUUAAUUGAACCUGUAAUGACAAUGCCAAAGUAACCGCCUCUUCUAUAAAAGUAUACGUGUCCCCUGGGAUUGUACUGGAGAUAUUAUAGUUACUAAAAUUUUCUAUUCUGGUAGGCACUAGAAAUACCAUCUGGGAAACUUAUCAAAUUUUCAAUCAUAUAAUUAUUAU